Messenger RNA from Phacochoerus africanus (Common warthog), 1488 nucleotides. RefSeq names its product solute carrier family 22 member 6-like. The record is from RefSeq and is a predicted model, not a curated record. NCBI's taxonomy places the organism in Eukaryota, Metazoa, Chordata, Mammalia, Artiodactyla, Suidae.
CCCAUGGCCUUCACUGACCUCCUGCUGCAGGUGGCUGGAGUCGGCCGCUUCCAGCAGAUCCAGAUUGUUCUGCUGCUGUUGCCCCUGCUCAUGACCUUCAUGCAUAACACACUGCAGAACUUCACGGCCGCCAUCCCGGCCCACCACUGCCACCCACCUGCCGACACCAACUUCAGCAUGGAGGCCUGGCUGCCCCGGGAUGGCCAGAGGCAGCCUGAGUCCUGUCUCCGCUUCACGUCCCCCCAGCGGACCAACGGCACGGGGACCGCAGAGCCCUGCACCAAUGGCUGGAUCUCUGACCCCGGCACCUUCCCUUCCACCAUCGUGGCUGAGUGGGACCUCGUGUGCACACACAAGAGCUUGCCACAGUUGAGUCAGCCCAUCACCAUGGCAGGGGUACUCGUUGGAAGCUCUAUAUUUGGGAUCACAGCCGACAGCAUCAAACUCAUGGCCACAUAUCUGGAGUGGCUGCUCAUCCAUGCCCAGCCAGGUCUAGGUCUCCUAUUUGGAUUUACCCCCACCUUAGAUCAGCUGUUCCUGGCUGGCAUGGCUUAUGCUGUGCCCCACUGGUGCCACCUGCAGCUACUGGUCUCUCUGUCCCUCUUUGUCGUCCUCAUCUACUACAGGUUCUUCAUCGAGUCUGCCCUCUGGUACUGCUCCUUGGGGAAACUGGACCUCACCCUGAAGGCCCUGCAGAGACUGGCCCAGAUCGACAGGAAGCAGAGAGAAGGUGCCAAACUGAGUGUGGAGAUGCUCCAGAUGAGUCUGCAGAGGGGCCUGACUAUGGUGGGCUCCAAUCUCUUUGCCUACGGCAAGGAGCUGGAAGAAUUUUGCAGGCAGCAGGUGGUCCCGGCAACUCAUGAAAGGCAGCAGGUGGUCAAGCCAACUCAUGAAAGGCUCAGGACAAUGAAGUUCUACCUGUUUCCAGACCAAACUGCCUCCAGGCAUUGGUUUGUACCAUGUUUCAGCUUCUCUGGCUUGAUCAUGAAUCCGCAACGUUUUGGGAUCAACAUCUACCUGACCCAGGCCACCAAAUCACUUGGUCGCAUGCCUCCCCACAUGGCCUUCUUCUUGCUGCUGUCAGGAAUCUUCAUUCUGACCUGUGCAAGGAUCCCCCUGGGUGAGCACACAGUCCUCCGCAGGAGAAUGGUGGUUUUAGGAAAAGGCGGUAUGAGCGGCUCUAUGAACUGCCUCUUUAUGCACUUGGGGGAGCUGUACCCCACAGUAAUACGGCAGAGAGGUCUGAGCAUGACGGCCGCCUUGGCCAACACAGGCAGCAUCCUGAGCCCGCUGGUGAGCACAACCUCAGAGGUUUACCUUUCCCUGCCUCUCUGCAUCUAUGGAGCAGCCCUUGUGGCUGCCUGUCCCAUCACUGUCCUCCUGCCGGAGACUCUGGGGCAGCCACUGAGAGAAGAUAAGUGGAAAGAGAAACCCGGGCAGAAGCAGCAGGAGCAGCAGAUGGUCCUGCUCCAGCCUCCCGAGGACUGA